UCCGCAAACAUUUCCAGCUUCUCGAGCUCAUCCCGAAGAUCAAGAGUUCUCUUUCGUUCUCUAUCGCCAGCCAAGCUCCGGCGACGAAGCUCUCUCCGCCGAUGGUGGCUUUCCUUCGCGGAGCUCCGAGCUUCUCCAACGCCAUCCCUUGCGAUCCCCUGUUACGCCAUUCGGGCUCUUCUCGGCCACUGUUGCUGGGUUCCCGGACCUCGAGGUUCUCUAAUGGCGAGCUGCGGUUCAUACCGAACCCUAGCUUUCCGUUGCUUCGCUUCAUUAGGGAUUCUCCUAAGCAACGGCAAUGGGUGGUGAGAGCUAAGGUCAGGGACUACUACGAGACGCUGAAUCUUGAUAGGAACGCCACUCUUCAGGAGAUCAAGAGUUCCUACCGGAAUCUCGCACGCAAGUAUCAUCCAGAUAUGAGCAAAAGCCCAGGUUCAGAAGAAAAGUUUAAGGAGAUUAGUGCUGCAUAUGAGGUGCUAUCAGAUAAUGAGAAAAGAUCUUUGUAUGAUCGCUUUGGUGAGGCUGGUUUACAAGGAGAAUAUGGAGGAACCGGUUUUCAUCCAGAUGGGGUAGAUCCUUUUGAAGUAUUUAAUUCUUUCUUUGGUGAUUCGGAUGAAUUUUUUGGGGGUGAGGACCCUGGGUUAUUCAAAUUUGGUACAAGAAUGAACCGCAGACAAGGGCUUGAUAUCCGUUAUGACCUGUAUCUGAGCUUUGAAGAAUCAGUCCAUGGAGGAAGUCGGGAGAUAGAUUUUACUUGUUUUGAAACCUGUGAUGGAUGUGGUGGUAGUGGUGCAAAAUCUAGCAGUUCCAUUAAGCUAUGUAGUGAAUGUGGUGGUAAGGGUGGGGUGAUGAAGACACAAAAAACACCAUUUGGAAUAGUUACUCAGGUAUCUAGUUGCUCAAAUUGUGGCGGUGAUGGCAAGAUAAUCACUGAACAUUGCAGAAAGUGUAGUGGUAAAGGCAGAAUACAGGCAAAACGGAGUAUUGUUGUUGAUGUACCAGCUGGUGCUAAUGAUGGAUUAACCAUUCGGGUUCAAGGAGAAGGAGGCAUUGAUAAGAUAAGGGGCAUAGUUGGUGAUCUUUAUUUGUCCAUACAUGUCAAGGAGAAACAAGGGUUUCGUAGGGAGGGUCUUAAUCUUUAUUCCGACAUUGGCAUUGAUUAUGCUCAGGCCAUAUUGGGUACAACGGUCAAGGUGGAGACAAUUGAAGGAUACAAGGAUCUUCAAAUUCCUUGUGGAAUACAACCUGGAGAGACCUUAAAGAUGGCUAAACUGGGUGUUCCAAAUAUAAAUAAACCUUCAGUUCGUGGUGACCAUUAUUUUAUCGUGCGAGUUGAGAUCCCAAAAGAUAUCAGUGCUGAGGAGCGGUUGCUAGUGGAAAAGUUGGCAUCACUAAGGGCUUCAUUUAAGGAUCAUAGAAUCCAUUCAAAAGAUGACCAAAAGAAACAGAAGGGAAGCAAACAAAUUAGUUUUCAGCAAAAAGAUUCCAGACCUUUGUGGGGUGCUCUUAAGAAGCUGUUCGGGGGAGGUCAAACUCGAGCAGGUUUCGCAUCAAUGAGUGUAGCACCUUUAUCACCAGCAUUUAUUCCGGCUGCUGCCACCACCACCCAUGUUGGACUGCAUCCAGCAAUCCUGAUCUCCAUUUGUGGUCUUCUUUUCACAGUGCUCGCCUCUUCUUUCAUACGGCGAAAAAUACAUCGAUUACCUCUGCAAUGUCAUCAGGUACAUCCAACUCAAUAGAAUUCGGGAACAAGAUUAAAGAUGAACACCAUUAAUGGACCAGAGCAUGGCCCUGCUGCAUUUUUCUUCUGUGAGUUUUACCAGCUUUAUUGGGCUGGAAUUUUCUAACCCGGUUUUGUUCCAAAUCAUCAAUCAUUGGUGAACCUAAGCUUUCCUAUUGGGGGAAAAGCUCAUAUGAUAAACCAGAGAGUCUAAAAGUUAGCGUUAUAAAUUUUGAAGGAAAACAUAUAUAAAUAUAUAUAUAUAAAUAUAUAUACAUGUAAGUUUUACGUUAGGAAGCAGUACAAAGAGGGGCUGACAUUACCAUGUUAUUCAAAAAGUCCAAACAUUUCUUUUCACAUCACUCAUGUCGUCCUGCUAAAUCAUGCUGACCACCAAUUUUGCCUUGUAAAGUGCAAACCAGGAAUCAAUGAAACCACACCAAAAUUCACCCUCCCCAUCCCUUUUGAAAAAGCUCCCUACUCAACACGUCUCUCUUGAAACAAUAACAGUGUGACAUGACACAUGACACAUGUCUCUCUUAAAACAAUACACGUGUUACAACUAAACACAUGUCAAACACUUAGCAACCAUACAUACUACAUACUAAACCCUGCUUCUUCCGUAAGAGAUCAAUCACUCAAACAAACAAAGACGGUGCAUAAAGGGAAAGAAUGGGACUAGAAUGGGUGGUCCUAAGCUACACAGCUGCUGCUGAAGCCACUCACUUUCCUACUCCUGCGAACAAUCCCACUCCGACACCCAGUUCGGCGCAGCGCUGAAGCCACUAGUGGCACUGGUGCCCUUUAGUCUUUUUCUAUUGCUAGACAUCUACUGGAAAUAUGAGUCUCAGCCCUUGUGCAAGAACAACAAGGCCAUCUUCUGCAACCCAACCGAGCUCAUACGCUAUCAAAAGUCUUUGGCAAAGGCUCAGCGUAACACUGUUCUCAUUGCCGUUUCUGGGUUUGUUGUGCAACUUGAACAUCUUGAGCAGCGUCUUCAGUAGCUCAUGAACCAUGACUGAUUUACCAUCUUUGUUUAUUUGUUAGUAGUUUGUUUGUUACUCAACUUAACUUUACCUUGCUGUCCUUAGUAACGUCUUUUCCCCCUUUGAUGUUAUGUGAUAGUUGAGAAGUUCGUCUGUGUGCAUUGUAUGUGCAUGGUUCUGUCCCGGGAUCUAUUUGCAAUUCAGUGUUUGUUAGUGGUCCUGUCACGCCCUUAACCCGGUUCAUCAGGCUCGGUGUGUAAGGCCUCAAA
Messenger RNA from Dioscorea cayenensis subsp. rotundata (Guinea yam), 2975 nucleotides. RefSeq names its product chaperone protein DnaJ. Bases 102 to 1739 code for a protein of 545 amino acids. The record is from RefSeq and is a predicted model, not a curated record. Gene Ontology annotation, biological process: response to heat; protein refolding. Lineage: Eukaryota; Viridiplantae; Streptophyta; Magnoliopsida; Dioscoreales; Dioscoreaceae. Gene Ontology annotation, cellular component: cytoplasm. Gene Ontology annotation, molecular function: ATP binding; heat shock protein binding. The transcript is spliced from 11 exons.